UUUGCUGACAUUUGCAUGUUGAUUACACUAGAAGAACUUUGUUGCCAGUAGGGAGAUCCUUUUAGUUAAUGUUAAUGUCUGCUUUUCAAUGUUGCACUCUGGAUGUGACCAACUGUAGGCCUUUGCCUCUGUACUCCAGCUAAUUUAGGAAGAGACAAUGCAGAGUAACUGGCCCAGCUCCCAAUUCUGUAGAAAUAGACAGCAGUAUUGUUAGGAACACAAAAGUAAUCCAGAUAUUGGCAUAGAAAGAAAACCUGUUGGUAGCAACAACUGUGCCACCUUGGUAGUAAUAGUAAAAUCACCAUCAAUAAUAGUGUCAAAAAGAAACUGGAGACUGAUAACAUAAGAACCAAUAGUGUACCAUUCAAAACUAUAGAGAAGAGACUAAUGUAUAAAAACUGGGACAAAUCAAAUUUUGACAUAGAGGAAUAAAAGCAAAUUAAUAGAAUUGGAUAAACUAGCAAAAGAACAAACAAGAAAAAAUUUCUUAUUCUCUUAAUUUGUACUGCAUUUUUCAGCGUGAAUUAAGCCAACUCUCUGAAAUGUAAUGAAGUGUCCAAGUUUAUGUGGAUAAGAAAAGAACUAAAAUGCCAAACUGAGUUAGUGACAUUUUCUAUAACAGUAUAAUGCCACUGUUUUGGGUGCAGCAAAAUUAAGGAUAUACAGCACUUUUUAAUAUUGUACUGAGGUUUUGAUUCCAUUGGUUCAGAUGUGAUGAUGUUUCUUUUCUGUGUUAUGAGUUACUGGCUACUACUCUUUGUCUUUCCACAUAUCUAAAUUCUUCCCUUACUCUAAAACCUUUCUGUGAGCCUUUACUGGGGUUAUACCACUGUCACUUUUUAAACUGUAACCUUAUGCAAAUAAUUUAUUAAAACUAAUUCCUUAGUCUUAGUUGAGUUUCUUGGGGCAGUUAAGGGACAGGGGAAGAAUGACAUCUUUAAUCUAUAGUACCUAAAGAAUGAAACACAAGAAUGGAUUAGAAUGAGCCUAUUGGUAAUGUAAACUUAGUAAAGCAAACUAUUGGUAAAGCAAACUUAAAAGAAUUUGCUUUGGGAACUUUUCUCAGUUGGUAGAAUUUGAAGCUGAAGAGCAAAUAAAAAGUCAUGGUUAACUAUUAAAUACAAAUGCAUACCAAAUUGUAUGCAUCAAAGGCAACUAAAAUAGUAAGAACCAGAAUGAUUUCAUUUGAAAUUUGACUGAUGCAACCACGUUCAAUGACUUAAUGAUUACCCAGGCUUUUUUGUUAAUUCAACUUGAUCUUGCCUCCAACUAUCAAGGUGGAAGCCAGCAUUGGAGAAUGAAAAAUGUCAGCAGUGAGGGCAACAUGACAGAGAGGGGACACAGCGGCCAGGAGUGGGCAGGAGAAAAGAUGGAGAAAGAAGGGAGUCAAAUCAAGAGAUAAUAUCACCUACUGCAUUAUUUUUGGCUGCAAAAGUAGAAGAACAGGCUCGCAAACUUGAACAUGUUAUCAAAGUAGCACAUGCUUGCCUUCAUCCCCUAGAGCCACUGCUGGAUACAAAAUGUGAUGCUUACCUUCAGCAGACUCAAGAACUGGUUUUACUUGAAACCAUAAUGCUACAAACACUAGGUUUUGAGAUCACCAUUGAACACCCACACACAGAUGUGGUGAAGUGCACCCAGUUAGUAAGAGCAAGCAAGGAUUUGGCACAGACAUCCUAUUUCAUGGCUACCAACAGUCUGCAUCUUACAACCUUCUGUCUUCAGUACAAACCAACAGUGAUAGCUUGUGUGUGCAUUCAUUUGGCUUGCAAAUGGUCCAAUUGGGAGAUUCCUGUGUCAACUGAUGGAAAGCAUUGGUGGGAAUAUGUAGAUCCUACAGUUACUCUAGAAUUACUAGAUGAGCUAACACAUGAGUUUCUACAAAUAUUGGAGAAAACGCCUAGUAGGUUGAAGAGGAUUCGAAACUGGAGGGCUGAUCAGGCGGUUAAUAAGAAACCAAAAGUAGAUGGACAAGUAACAAAGACACCACUUCUUGGUUCAUCUUUGGUUCAGAAUUCCAUUUUAGUAGAUAAUGUCACUGGUGUACCUACAAACCCAAGUUUUCAGAAACCAUCUACUUCAGCAUUUCCUGCACCGGUGCCUCUAAAUUCAGGAAAUAUUUCUGUUCCGGACAGCCAUACAUCUGAUAAUUUGUCAAUGCUAACCACAGGAAUGCCCAGUACCUCAUAUGGUUUAUCAUCACACAAAGAAUGGCCUCAGCAUCAAGAAUCAGCAAGGACAGAACCAGUAUAUUCACAGAAACAGGAGACAUCUUUGUCUGGUAGCCAAUACAACAUCAACUUCCAACAGGGACCUUCUAUCUCACUGCAUUCAGGAUUACAUCACAGACCUGACAAAAUUUCUGAUCAUUCUUCUGUUAAGCAAGAAUAUACUCAUAAAGCAGGGAGCAGUAAACACCACGGACCAAUUUCUGCUACUCCUGGAGUUAUUCCUCAGAAAAUGUCUUUAGAUAAAUACAGAGAAAAACGUAAGCUAGAAACUCUUGAUGUUGAUGUAAGGGAUCAUUAUAUAACUGCCCAGGUAGAACAGCAACACAAACACAUGCAGUCACAAGCAACAAGCAGCAGUUCUGUAACUUCUCCCAUUAAAAUGAAAAUUCCCUUUGCAAAUACUGAAAAACCUGAAAAAUACUUGGCAGAGAAAAAGGAAAAGAGUGGAUCAUUGAAAUUACGAAUUCCAUUACCACCCACUGAUAAAGGUAUCAGCAAAGAAGAACUGAAGAUGAAGAUCAAAGUUUCAUCCUCAGAAAGACACAGCUCUUCUGAUGAAGGCAGUGGGAAGAGCAAGCAUUCAAGCCCACAUAUUAGCAGAGACCAUAAGGAAAAGCACAAGGAGCACCCUGUAAACCGCCACCACACCAGCAGCCACAAGCAUCCUCACUUGCACAGUGGUGGAGGCAGCAGUGGCAGUAAACACAGUGCUGAUGGACUACCACCCACUGUUUUGAGGAGUCCAGUUGGCCUGAGCAGUGAUGGCAUUUCCUCUAGUUCCAGUUCUUCAAGGAAGAAGCUGCAUAUCAAUGAUGCCUCUCACAACCAUCACUCCAAAAUGAGCAAAAGUUCCAAAAGUUCAGGUAGUUCAUCUAGUUCUUCCUCCUCUGUUAAGCAGUAUGUAUCCUCUCACAACUCUGUUUUUAACCAUCCCUUACCCCCUCCUCCCCCUGUCACAUACCAGGUGGGCUACGGACAUCUCAGCACCCUCGUGAAACUGGACAAGAAGCCAGUGGAGACCAACGGACCUGAUGCCAAUCACGAGUACAGUACAAACAGCCAGCAUAUGGACUACAAAGACACAUUCGACAUGCUGGACUCGCUGUUAAGUGCCCAAGGAAUGAACAUGUAAUCAUUUCUUUAGGUCAAUUUUUCCUUUACUUUUUUAAUUUAAAAAUUGUUAGAAUGGAAAACUUCUUCCUGAUCUAGCAGUGGUAACACCUGCUGUCUCUGCCACUGCUUCAAUAUUUGUAAGUGCUGCUUUAUUCUUCAUUUUGAAAAGAAGAGAUUAUAGUAAACAAGUCUUUAUCUCCACAUAUGAUAGUGUUAUAAAUACUGUAAAAGCAUGGAAGGUGCAAAACUCAGUAUUUCUACCAUUGCAGCUAAGAACAUUAGGAUGAAUGGCUGGCUGCUUCUAGGAAUAUAAGAUGCCUCAAACAUUCAUUAUUUAUAAUUUGAAUACUAUAGCUAUUUUUUGUUGUUGCUUGGCUUUUGAAUGAGUGAAAAUUGUUUUCUUUGUGUAUUUAUACUUGUAUGUAUGAUUUGCAUGUUUCAAUGAUAAAGGGAUAAAACAGUAUACUGACAACUGUUUACAAGAAAGUGGAGGAAAAUGUACAUACAUUUUUGUAUGUUUAGAUAUUACCAUAAAUACUCAGGAUUGGAGCUGCUUGUAAGUAUAACAAUAUACAGAAUAACUUUAUUUUCUCUUGUCAGAAUCCAUCACUAAUCUGAAACAAAGGCGGCACUUUUUCAUGUUAACCUUAAACUCUAGGCCUUACUGGAAGCCGCUGAAGAGGGACACUUCACUACCAGUUGGGUAUGCAGUGCCACAGGUGGUCCUUUACACUGUGAGGCACUCAAUUUUUGCCUUCAGAGGUUCUGACCAGAUUGGCUGCUGAAAUGGCCCCUAAUUUUCUGAAGGCUUGAAGAAAAAAAUAAAAGUUUACAUACUCUUGAUGUGAAGUGCAUUUAAAUGUUUGUUGGCUUAUUGCAGUAUAAAUAAUUAUGUGGAUUACUGUGAUUUGAAAACUAAAUUCACAAAAACAUAGUGAAGAAUUAGUAAGUUUUUUCUUAAAGAACUUUAACACUACAUAUUUUAACAGUAAACAGGGAUCACUUUUCCUUUAGCAUUCAGAAUGUCACCAUAUUCUGAAAUAGUCUCCUCCCCUGAAGCGUGUUUGUGUGUGAUGUCAUAUUUCUUUUUCAGGUAAAUGCAGUCUUCCUUAUAAAAAUGAAAUUAAACCUAUGCUCUCUUAAUUCUUUUAUAUUCUAACAAUAAAUAAAAAGAAAAGAUCACUGACUGUGCAUUGUACCUGUAUUUAUAGUUUAUGGUUGCUAUCAUCAGGAAGCUCUGUAGAAUAAAAAGAUCAGCCUCCAGGCAAACCACUAGGAGGUUUUAUCUUUGUUUGCACAUCUCAUUAUGUUCCUUUUAAGGUAAAGUUUGCACAGUCAUCUGACUCCUGAUUGAAUUAUAAGACUUUAACUUGUUUAAGUUUUGUUUUAAAUACCAGUAGUAUGGUUCUUGACUGUUAGCUAGUCUUGACUUUAUUCUGUGGUAAAUCUUGGAGCUUUUGAGUAUCUUUAAUUUGGGUUGGAUUCAACUUAUAUUCAACUGAAAACCAUCAUAAUUUUUCCACUGCAAAUGAAAUAUUUUUGUUACAAAGCCACUGAUAUGUGCACAAUUGUAACUACUCAAAUAUGUUGCGGUUGUAAAUAAUAGAGUUUAAUCUGUGCUCUUUUAUUUAGCAGUUAUCUAAGAUAACUGUUUAUUAUUUCAUCAAUGUUAUUUGAACUUGAGAUAUGAGGAGCCUCUUUUAAGGACUUUACCUAGGUAGCAUGUCCUCACAUUUGUUCUUGUCUUGCAUAAAGUUAGUAAUCUUUGUCAUUAUAUGUAACUUUGUUGCUCUGUGUGGCAUAAUAUUGUAUCCAUAAACAUGGUAAUUUUGAUACAGUUACACUUUUACAGUGGUACAUGAUCCAAGGACUAGUGUAGAAUUAAGAUGAGGGCAAGAUGAGGGAGGGAGGGUUGUGUUCUUGGUAAUUUAGAUGUGAAACCUCUACAGAGCUAUCAUGUGAAACGAUGUAGGGUGGUUGUGCUACUGUAUAAUUGGGGAUAAUACCAGGAAUUUUAAUAAGAUUUUGUAAAGAAUAUCUAGAAAAGUAGUGAACUUAUUUUCAGUAUGAUAUAGAAGACAAUGUGAAUAUUUAAGGUCUGUGACUAUAGUUAAACUUCACUAAGAAUUUGAAGAAUUGUUUUGAAAUGUGGGAAUAAAGGUAAUUUUGUUGAAUCUUUAUUGGUGCUAAUGAUGGACAGUUAAAAAGAUAGCUAGUGUAUAUUGUUAUGGGUUAGUACUUAUUAGUACUUCCAAAAUUGUUUGAAAUGCUAUGUAUUAACUUUUCACUCUGUAAAUGUAAUUCUUUACAAUGACUUUAUUUAUUAAAGGGGAGUCAGUUGUGAUUUGUACAGGAUUGUGUGAGCUAUUCAAACUCUUUAACCUCUGAACAGAAUAUUAAGCUUCCAAAACCACAAAGGGAUAAAUACAGAAAUCAUUUUUAAGUUUCAUUGCCAUUAAACAAAAACCCUUGUAAUUCAUAUUGCCAUGAGUUUGCUUCAACCAUCUUACUUGCAUAAAAUAGUUCAUCAGCCUGGUCCCAUUAGGCUUUACCAAAGAAAAAGACUCAGAUGAAUGGACAUUACUGUGAGUCUUCUUGUAAGUAGCCAUAAAUAAACCAAAAUAAUAUCAGACUUAGGUAUGAAAUUCCACAUAUGCAAAGUACUGUUAAAGUGAUACAUUUUUAUGAGACUUUUUUUUAAAUAUUUGGAAUAUUAAAAAGCAUUAUCUUUAAACACCUUAUAGAAGAGUGAUUCGUUUUUAAGUUGUCUUUUCCCCAGAUUGCAGAUGUUACCUUUAUGAAGAAGCACAUUGCAAACAAAGGCUUUACUUCUACCUCUUUCAACUAGUUCGCCAAUAAAGAGCUGUGCCCCUUGAAUAUUUGCCUUAGCCAAUGUAAAAUGUAAUUUCAGAACCAAAGCAAAAGUUGUUCACAGAACAUUCUCAGAGGUCUACUUUUUAAAACAGGUAUAAUUUGUUAAUGAUUAAAAUAUCCAUUAGUGGUUAGCCCUUGCAGAGUUUCUAGCUGCAGGUUUUUUUGUACUGAAAAGUCACAGCAUCCAUCCCAGGUUUCUCUUGGAAAGCAGCUGAAUUUGUACCUUCAUUUUCCCUCUGUGCAAAUUCAUUCAGGUUGUUCAGAGGCAUUUAAAGAAAUUUCUUCCAUGGUACAGAGUUUCUUAAGGAAUGUCAUGGGGUGGUGCUUGUGUUACUUUGUACUGACAGCUCGAAAUUACUGUCUUACCUGACCUUGUUUGCCUGUCCUGUGACCUAAAAAACAACUACUGUAGUUGGUCAGCUUCAGAGAACCAGUGUCAGAGAUUUCUCUUAGUUACCAAUACCUUGCCUUAAAGUUUUAAGCACAUAUUCUUUUAUAUUUGAGAAUUUAAAUUUGUAUUCCUUAGCCAACUUUAGAAAUAAACCACUGCUUAUAUUUGCAUGAGUACUUAAACACAGUAUGCCCACCUGAUUGAGUCGAUGCUAGGGUUUUUCAUUCAUGAAACUAGGGGUUUAUUUUUAACAUAGUACCACCAUGUUAAAGAUAGUUUUGUUCUAUUCUCACCAUCCCCAAUUUUAUUUGAAAAGCAAAGUUUCUCACCAUUGUGCUUACUUGCUAGGUGAUUGUUCAGGGUUUCUUUGCUGGGAGAGAUUGCAAGCUCUACUAUAAAGGAUCCUUGAUUUGAUACUUCUCUUGAUUGUGCAGUCUCAUAGGAGGCAGUAGGAUUCACUGACCACAGCCAGAUAAUGGGUCAACAAAUCCAUGCCUCUGAAGAAACUUGAAUUAACCAAAUUGAGGCCCAUUUAUUUAAGAUAACCUGAUUUAGACAGCUUUUUGCACUGAAAAGCAGCACACUUUAUCCCCUAUUCAGUUAGAGUACAGAGUUACAAUAUCAUUGUUAAUUUAAGAAUUCACAACUAUGUUUACAUGCGAAAUCAGUUUAUGAUCAGCUUUAGGUGUAAAGUUUUGUUUUGUUUUUCUUUUAAUAUACUGAGGAUUGAUCACAGCUACCUUACCAUCCCUUUUUUUAAAAGACCCAAGGCACUAAAUUGCCUGGGAUGUGCCCAAACUUGUGAUCCUCCUUCUGCCUCCUGGAGCGCUGAGAUGACAAAUGGGUGCUGCCAUUUGUCAGCCUCAAAGCUGAAAUUUAUUUUGUAAGUGAAAUUUGAAACAUCUGUCCUUAAAAAUCAAGACCGUCUUCCCAGUGGAACUGAAACACUCAAAAGUAUUUUAGCAUGUUUUCAUUUCUGUAUUCUAGUGUCAAUUUGGGACCAGCCUGCUUUUGCCUCUGUGAAACCUUUUUCUGUUGCAUAAUUUUCCGCCAUCUUUUCUGCUUGCCAUAUUCUUUCAGUAGGUUGAUAAGAUAUAUUGAAGGUUGCAUGGCUCGGGGCAGUUCUUGUCUCAUAAUGUAACUUAACCUAUUCACUUUGAUCUAUUAAUCUCAAAAGUAAAUUCUUGAGGGCUAAUUUUCUCUUAUUUCCAAGUACUGAGCAGAAGCCUUUCUUGAAAGCCUGUAUAUUGACAUUUCUGUUUAAUUUGAUUUGCUUAUUAAGUACUGAUGAGUCCAUUCUUAAUGAUGAGGACAAUUCCAUUUUUUUUAAGACGUGUUUGAUUUUCAAGCAGCUUCACUUGGUUAGAAUACUAAUGUGUUGUAAACGGUGAUUGGAAUUCUAUUUUCUAAAUGUACUCAGAACCCCCAAGGAUAACUGAAUGGGAUGUUUGCUGAUAGAAAAUCCAGAACAGGCUUAUGUGUGUACUGGCAUGAAUCAGUCAUUGAUUUGAGCUUCUCAUAAAUAAUUAUUAAUAAAAUUCUUAAUAAAAUUUAUUAACAACACAAA
This is a messenger RNA of Cavia porcellus (domestic guinea pig), 8176 nucleotides long. It is a transcript of the gene Ccnt2, whose product is annotated as cyclin T2. The coding region runs from base 1573 to 3363 and encodes 596 amino acids. The transcript has 8 exons. The record is from RefSeq and is a predicted model, not a curated record. NCBI's taxonomy places the organism in Eukaryota, Metazoa, Chordata, Mammalia, Rodentia, Caviidae. Gene Ontology annotation, cellular component: nucleus; cyclin/CDK positive transcription elongation factor complex. Gene Ontology annotation, biological process: regulation of transcription by RNA polymerase II; positive regulation of DNA-templated transcription, elongation. Gene Ontology annotation, molecular function: cyclin-dependent protein serine/threonine kinase activator activity.